AGCCCCCGAACUAGGCCUAAGGAAAUUCAAACUAAAAACCAAAAAAAGUAAAGAAAAGAACAUUUCUUACUCAAGGGGGCACAACAAAAAGAAAAUAUUCAUUAGAGAAUGCGUGAAAAACAGCGAUUUCGCCCGGUGACUUUCUUCAAAUUCCUAGCUUUAUUUCUCGCAGUUGGACUUGCGGAUGGAUUAAGAGAUGAUUUGCCACAAACUUAUGAAGCCGAAGUAGACAAUGUUGCCGCCUUGGAGAGAAAUCAAAGAUCGUUCCGAUAUGACGUAUACGGUCCGGGAAGAAGGUCAAGCUACCAGAAUGACGACAGCAAUCUUUGCAUUCCAAUGUGCGCUAACGGCGGAACGUGUGUUAACAAAACGUGCGUCUGUCCUGAUGGGUGGCGCGGAAGAAGUUGCAGAGAAGAGGUCUGCUCGCCCGAGUGUUUAAACGGUGGUAGCUGUGAAAAUGGAAAGUGCAAAUGCCCUUCAGGCUGGGAAGGAGACCGUUGUCAAAAUAUUGCGUGUACGAAGGUCUGUGCAAAUGGGGCAGCAUGUGUGAACGAUACAUGUGUUUGUAUUAAUGGCUGGGCAGGAGAACUUUGUACCAAAGCUACUUGUAUUCCGUACUGUAAGAACGGGGGAACCUGCGGAAGCCAACCAAACAAAUGUAUUUGCCCAAAUGGAUAUAACGACAAAACUAACUGCGAGGCGUCAUAUUGUAAUCCUGAUUGUGGUGUUGGCGGAAUUUGCGCCUAUAACGUCGCUGAGGGUAAAAUGAAGUGUACAUGCAAGCAGGGAUACUUCGGUGCCGCGUGUGACCAAGUUUUGAAUCUUUAA
This is a messenger RNA of Pocillopora damicornis (cauliflower coral), 828 nucleotides long. RefSeq lists its product as uncharacterized. The record is from RefSeq and is a predicted model, not a curated record. Gene Ontology annotation, molecular function: protein binding; serine-type endopeptidase inhibitor activity. Lineage: Eukaryota; Metazoa; Cnidaria; Anthozoa; Scleractinia; Pocilloporidae. Gene Ontology annotation, cellular component: extracellular matrix.